AUGCCGGAAGUAUACACAGAGCUAACAGCACCAACCUCCGUGUCUUUCUCUCUCAAGCUCCCCUUCACCUCUGCAACCUCUGAAAAUGUCCUUGUCGCCAAAACCUCCCUCCUCCAAAUAUUCACUACCACCACAUACGAAACCGAACUCAACUCUGCCUCAGCAAAUGCAAAGCAACCUGGCGACGUCGACCGAAGAACCCUCGAUGCGGACGAGGAGCAAACUUUUGCAGCGGACAUUGCCCUACAACGCUCGCAAGUAGAGUCAGUCACGAAAUUAGUGUUGGUAGCAGAGUACCCGCUUUCUGGAUCUGUGACUGGUCUACAGAGGAUAAAAUUGUUGUCUACCCGCUCAGGGGGCGAAGCGGUGCUGGCGUCGUUUAAGGAUGCCAAAUGCUCACUGAUGGAAUGGGACCCCGAGACGAAUUCGAUUACUACGAUUAGUUUGCAUUUUUACGAGAGGGAGGAGUUUUGUUCACCUGUGGUACCUGAUGGAUUGCCAACGGAACUGGUGGCGGAUCCGGGAAGUCGGUGCGCUGUUUUGAGAUUUGCUGGGGAUAUGCUUGCCAUCAUACCCUUCCGGCAGCGGGAGGAUGAAGAACUUUCGCUUGGUCAUGGGGAUGGUGAUGAGAUUAUGGGUGAUGAUGGCGAUAAUGAUGAUUGGGAUCCCGAGAUGGCGGGUACUGCGCGCGGGGAGGACACUAUCAUGGGCGAGGGCGACGUUAAGACAACUGACGCUACCGAAGGAAACGAUAGGCCAUAUCACCCUAGCUUUGUCCUCUCAGUAUCCCAACUUGACGACGCAAUUUCACAUGUCAUCUCACUCACAUUCUUGCAUGAGUACCGGGAACCUACAUUUGGGAUAUUAUAUUCCCUGAGAAGAACCUGGACAGGUUUACUCGCUGCAGAGGGGAGGAAGGAUACUAUUUCUUAUAUUGUUAUUACACUUGAUCUUGAACAGAAAGCUUCGACGCCUAUUUUGAGUGUGUCAGGUUUACCGUACGAUAUAUUCAAGGUCGUUCCACUGGCGCCCCCAAUUGGUGGCAGUUUGCUGCUUGGUGGGAACGAACUUAUUCACGUGGAUCAGGCCGGGAAGACCACCGGCGUUGCAGUCAAUCCGUUUUGUAGGCGGAGUACCGGUUUUGCAGGACUGGCUGAUCAAAGCGACUUGUGCUUAGAGUUGGAGGGAAGCCAAGUUGUUGAGUUGGAAGGCGAAGGCGGUGAUAUGCUGCUCUUUACAAAACGGGGUGAAGGAGUUAUUGUGGGGUUCAAGAUGGAUGGUCGGAAUGUUAGUGGUGUUAAGAUUACCAAAUUAAAUAAUCACCCCGGAUCAAUGGUUGGCGGGAGAGUUAGCACCGCCGCUGGACUUGGUGGGAGGAGGCUUUUUAUUGGCUGUAUCGAGGGCGACGCCCGAGUGCUCAAAUGGAGGCGAAAGGGCGAAAGAAAAAAAGCAGGGGAGGGUAUUAAGGAAGAAGUCCUAGAAAACGAGGACGAGGAUGACGUUUAUGGAGCUUUGGAAGAUAUGGACGAUGACCUAUACGGGGGCGCUGGAGACGCAAGCUUCCGUAAAGACUCUCUCGCUAACGGCCGGAGGAACGGCGAGACGAAAUCUCAAGGGGAAUACAUUUUUCAAACUCAUGAUCGCCUAACAAACCUAGGUCCGUUCCGGGAUAUAACGCUUGGUAAACCGACCUUCCCAGAAGAGUCCAGGGAACGCCAGAAGGGCGUCUCCCCGGAAUUGGAGCUGGUGACCACCUCCGGCCCCUCUAACACAUCGGAGGACUCUGGAGUAAGCAUAAUUCGAAAGUCCAUCCUACCCACAAUAGUUGGGCGUUUUGACUUUCCCCAAUGCCAAGCGCUGUGGACCGUCCGUGCUCGCUCAGCAAAAACAUCUAAUGCAGCAGUAGGGCUCGGAGGCGAGGAAGAUGACCGUAGCGUGGAAGAGACGUUUGACCGAUUCCUCUUCGUUACUAAGAAUGACGAAUCGCAGGUUUUCCGUGUUGGUGAUACAUUCGAGGAGGUCCGUGGAACGGACUUUGAGAGUGAGGGUGAAACCAUUGAAGUAGGGGUUGUAGGCAACGGAAUGAGGAUCGUUCAGGUUGUUUCUGAGCAAGUUAGAGUUUAUGAUUGUGGUUGGUUUUCUCUAGUUUUUGUUAGAAAUAUAAUCCUCAUUAACUCUCAUCUCACGCAUAAUAAUCCCCGCGCUAUGUUAGUCUAUCCUUUGGGAGACUGGCUGCCUUUUUUUUUUUCCUUUUGAUAUUGGGAUGAUAAGUGAUUAAUGGCUGAUUGCGACCUUGUGGUAGACCUACAACUUUCGCAGAUUAUUCCUAUGUUUGAUGAAGAGACCGGGGAAGAAGGGCCUAAUGUUCAUAGGGCGAGGGUGUGUGAUCCCUAUGUUCUAUUGAUAAAAGUGGAUGGAAGCGCGGCAGUGUAUAGGAUGGAUUCGACGAACUUAGAGUUGGCGGAGGAAAGGGCCGAUGCAAUUAAAGUAUGAGAGACAUCCUUCCGCCACACUCCGCUGGAGCUAAUUGGAACAGUUUAAUAAAUACCAAUCGGGUUGCAUAUAUGCUUCUGCUAAGGGCACCUUUAUACCAUUGGAUGCCCCUGUUGAGAAUCUGAAGAAGGAUUAUUUAUUAUUCCUUCUCACUAUUGAGGGCGGUUUACGGGUAUAUCAGUCUCGCUCUACUCCCUAUCGACUCCAAGGCUAAUAUUACCAGAUAUAUGACCUGUCAAAUCUCGCCACACCUUCAUUCAUCGCCGAAAGCUUUAGCACCCUAUACCCGCUCCUCCGCGCCGAUAAACUUACCUCGCCUACCACCAAUCGCGAAAAGCACCAAUCAAAACAGUUAGUAGUCGAGAUUCUAGUAGCAGACGUCGGUGAUUCGGUAUUCAAAGAACCAUACCUGAUCGCUCGAAGCUCGGACAAUGACCUAACCUUCUAUAAACCCUUCAUCACCCCCUCAUCUUCAACCCUGCGCUUCAUAAAAUCUCCCAAUCCACAUCUAGCAUCAAACGAACCAAAUUUAGGCGCGGGAACUAAGAAUAUGUUCAGACCGCUGACAGCAGUCUGUAACAUCGCGGGGUACUCUGCUGUGUUCCUUCCGGGAGCUGAUCCAAGCUUUGUUAUCAAGACCGCGAAGUCAAAUCCGCGGAUACACAAGCUUGCGGGGAGUGGAGUUCGGAGUUUAUCUUCAUUUCAUUCUGCUGGCGCGGAUAGAGGGUUUGUGUAUGUUGAUAGUUUGGUAUAAACACUCCCUUCCCUCCUACCCGGACUUUAAGGCUGACCUUUUCGGGGCGUAGGGUAUAGUAAGGGUAGCGUUGAUGCCCGCCGAGUUCACGUUUGAUGGGAACUGGGGGUACAGAAAGGUAACAAUCGGCGAGCAUGUUCAGAGUCUGGCAUACUUCCCACCAAUGAACGUGUAUGUUAUUUCCACGAGCAAACGCCAGCCAUUUGAUCUCGCGGAGGAAGAUGGUAAUAUUGCGAAAGACGGUAUUCCUCCCUCCUCCCCCUACUUUAUUUCAAUAUGCUAAGUCAAAACCUAGAUACAACCCUCCAACCAGAAAUAGAUUCUGGAACCUUAAAGCUACUCUCCCCCCAAACCUGGACAGCAGUAGACGAGUACAAAUUCGCCCACAAUGAGAUUGCCCUCGUUGUGAAGACCAUCUCCUUAGAAGUCUCAGAGCACACUAAGGAGCGCAAGCAACUAGUAUCCGUCGGCACUGCCAUCUUCCGCGGCGAAGACCACUCUGCCCGCGGUGGCAUCUAUGUCUUUGAGGUAAUCGAAGUCGUCCCGGAACCUAACCGUCCUGAAACCAACCGGAAACUGAAGCUCGUUACAAGGGAGGAAGUUAAGGGCACUGUCAGCGCCAUAUGCGGCGUGAACGGGUAUUUGCUCGCUGCUCAGGGGCAGAAAAUCAUGGUUAGGGGUUUGAAAGAGGAUCAGAGCUUGCUACCUGUGGCCUUCCUAGAUAUGUGCCUUUAUGUCUCCGUUGCUAAGAAUCUGGACGGGAUGAUCCUCUUUGGGGACUUUAUGAAGAGUGUUUGGUUCGCGGGAUUUUCUGUGCGUUUACUUUCUAUCUUGAAGAGGGCCAGGUUGGGGCGUAUGUUGAAGGAUGACUAAUUAUGGGGAGUAGGAAGAGCCUUACAAAAUGACUCUCUUCGGAAAAGAUACACAAAAACUCGAAGUCAUUUCAGCAGAGUUCCUACCGGACGGUAACCAAUUGUAUUUUGUGGUCGUGGACGCAGAAUCGAAUAUUCAUAUAUUACAAUACGAUCCCGAGCGUACUUCUUCCACUCCCAUUCCCAUUCCCAAGCUAACUUACGGCAGAUCCUAAAUCCCUUGCCGGCCAACGCCUGAUCCGCCGAGCAGAUUUCUUCUCAGGCCACGAAAUCUCCACGCUAACCAUGCUCCCCCUCUCCCCAUAUUUGUCCUCUGCACCCCCCAACUCUCACCCCCACCCAGACGCAACAGACACCUCCCCAUCACACCACCACUACAACCCGCAAAACCAGCAGCAACAACAAGAAUACUUUGUCCUAGCCGGUACCCAAACUGGCAGCCUCACCAUGAUCCGCACGAUCCCAGAAACUACCUACCGCAGACUCAACAUCGUACAGGGGCAGAUUGUCAAUGGCGAGGAACACGUUGCGGGACUGAACCCUAGGGAGUACCGGGCUGUCGUUAAUUAUAGUGGCGGUGGCGGCGGAGGGGCUGGAGGAGGAGGAUGGGGUGGUAGUGGGGGGGGCGUGGGUGGGGAUACUAUGAGGGGGGUAUUGGAUGGUGGGCUGGUCUCUCGAUGGAUUGGGCUCGCCGAGGGCAGGAAGGGAGAGGUUUCUGCAAAGGCUGGUUGUGAAGUUCAGGGGAUUAGAGGGGAUUUGAAGAGGGUUGUCGAGUUGGAGGUUGGAUAUUUGUAA
Tuber aestivum (summer truffle) is the source of this 4914-nucleotide messenger RNA. Lineage: Eukaryota; Fungi; Ascomycota; Pezizomycetes; Pezizales; Tuberaceae. The record is from the annotation of a GenBank genome assembly.